Messenger RNA from Plectropomus leopardus (leopard coralgrouper), 4533 nucleotides. RefSeq lists its product as uncharacterized. Gene Ontology annotation, cellular component: nucleus. NCBI's taxonomy places the organism in Eukaryota, Metazoa, Chordata, Actinopteri, Perciformes, Serranidae. The record is from RefSeq and is a predicted model, not a curated record. Gene Ontology annotation, molecular function: DNA-binding transcription activator activity, RNA polymerase II-specific; RNA polymerase II cis-regulatory region sequence-specific DNA binding. Gene Ontology annotation, biological process: regulation of transcription by RNA polymerase II.
UAUUUUGCUCAGAGUUCAUGGGCUGAAAUGCCUGUGAAAUGUGUCUGAAAGCAUCACAAGUGAUGUCGCUCCAUGUUUCAAAGAGUUAAUUUCAUUUGCCAGUUUGUGCAGCUGCAGUUCACCUUCCGGCCAGCAGCGGCAGCACUGAACGUAAAGCUGAGCAGCUGCUGAGCGAGGAAGACGUGUGCGCCAUGUUUGAGUUUUUGUUGAAUUUACCUGCGUUUCACCGGAGUAAAAGUCGUGUUUGGGGCCGUUUAACGAGUCCUGACAUCAUCGUGAAUUCACCUGACAGGCUGUUGAGAAGUUCUACUUUACUCAUAUGAAUUAAUAUGUGUAAUAUUACUUCUGAAAAAUAACUUUAUCGGCGUUAAAAGACAGAAAUGCGUGUUUCUCUGUCGCAGCCGUCCAGGACUGCUUUACGUUAUCUGACGCCUGCACCGGAGCUAGCAAACAGAGCUAGCAUCCUAGCACUCCGUUAACACAAAGUCAAAGCAGUCGUCCUCUCCCGGAGGAUUUUCUUACUUCUGUAGUAUUUUUGUGUGUUUUUUUAACGCCGUGCUCUUCGGGAGUCUGCUGAGAACUACGAGGCCUUGCGGAGACGUGUCCACCCUCAGAAGGAGCAGAGCAUGAGGAGAUGAAUGGAGUCAAAGUGAAAGAGGAGCAAAAUGAAGACGACUGUCAGCAGCUUCCUGCCCAAGGAGACAUCGAGACAGCAGAAGAACCAGCAUUAAAACAAAGCGGCCGUCGGUCUCGGCCCCGUCACCGCUGCUCAGUAUGCAGCAGGGAGUUCUCCCGGCCGUCUCGGCUGGCGGACCACAUGAACUCGCACUCUGGCGACAAACCAUACAGCUGCCCCAUAUGCGGAAAGCGCUUCAGCAAGAAGAUAAACGCGUCGGUGCACCAGCGGGUUCACACCGGUGAGAAGCCGUACUCCUGUCCGGACUGCGGGGUCAGCUACGCCCAGCUGGGCUGCCUGCGGAGGCACCGGCUCGGACACGCCGCAGAGAAACCCUUCUACUGCUCGGUGUGCGGCCGCGGCUUCGUUCAGCGGCGGCAUCUCGUACAACACGAACGGACGCACACCGGAGAGAGGCCGUUCUGCUGCCCGGUGUGCCCCAAACGCUUCGCCUCCAGGACGGGCCUCAGCGAUCACAAGAAGAGCCACGCGGAGGAGAACCUCCUCUCCUGCUCAGUCUGCAAGAAGGUUUUCUCCACGCCGUCGUCCUUCAGGGACCACGUGAGGCUCCACACCGGGCAGAAGCCUCAUCCCUGCUCGCUGUGCUCCAAGAGCUUCAACCGGCCGGGCCUGCUGAGGAAGCACCUGCUGAGACACGCAGAGGAGGAGGAUGCGGUCGCAGCUGCAGCUGCCGCUGGCGAGGAGGAAACGCCUCACGGCUGCCUCCUGUGCCACAAAGACUUCUCCACUGCCGAGAAGCUGCAGCUGCACCAGCAGCUCCACCACAGGGCGCGGAAGUUUGUGUGCGACAUUUGCGGCCGAGGUUUCAGCAGAGCGUCGCACCUGAGGGAGCACGUCCGCUCUCACACCGGAGAGAGGCCGUUCCAGUGCGACGUCUGCAAGAAACGCUUCACCAUGCAUCGAGUGUUUAAGAAGCACCAGGAGAUCCACAGCAGGGGACGCCACGCCGCCGCCAGACCCGACAACAGCUCCACACCGUCGGACGCAGAUGACACGAAGCUCAGUGACGGCGCUCUGAACGGGCUGAAGGUUGAAAAUACUGACGGUGAAGUGGAGGCGACACAUUCACUGACGGACGGUGGUCCCGGCAGAGAAAAGAAGCUCCACAGCUGCUCCGUCUGUGGGAAGAGCUACACGAGGCCGUGCAGACUCCGAGAGCACUUCAAGAUCCACGCCACAGAGAAGCUGCACUGCUGCUCGAUGUGCAACAAGUCCUUCACCACCGUGAGCAGCCUGAGGGCUCACGAGAAGAGUCACAUGUCGGACAAACCUCACAGCUGCAGCAUCUGCUUCAAGAGCUUCCUGAGGCCCUGCCUGCUCCGGAAACACAUGAGGAUCCACAUCAGGGACGGACUCAUCGCCAUCCCCGCAGACAAGGAAUUCUGGUUCAACGUGAAGACUGAAGAGGAAGAAGAGGAGGAGAGAGAGGAGGGAGGGAUGAUGAAGGAGGAGUCAGAGGACCUUUCUUCCACCACAGAGUCCCUCAUCGCUGAGACCGCACCUCUACCUGGUAACCAAGGUGUCCAGGACAUCUUACCGUUGAAGGAGGAAGACAGAGAAGAGGACGAGGAAGGAGACAUCAGCGGUUUGAUCAACUCUGACGGGGAGGAGGAGGACUGGAGACCAGCACUGAUCGAACAAGAUCGAGGGAUCGACGCGGACAGCGAUGGGAAAAAGAAGCACUGCUGUCCUGUUUGUGGUCGAGACUGUUUUAAGGCGUCUGCGCUGCAGAAACACCUGAGGAUCCACUCGGGGGAGCGCCCCUUUCAGUGCCCCACCUGCAACAAGAGCUUCACCCAACACGUGCACAUGACGGAGCACCUGAGGAUCCACACCGGGGAGAAACCCUACACCUGCUCCGACUGCAACAAGAGCUUCACCUUCUCCAGCGCCCUGCGCCGACACCAGCGGCUGCACACCGACGCCCGGCCGUACCAGUGCUCCGUCUGCCAGAAGACCUUCAAACAGCAGAGCUCGCUCAAGAGCCACCAGCUGACGCACUCGGGGGUCCGCUACCAGUGUCCUCUCUGCAGCAAGAGCUUCAGCCGCGCCCUGGAGCUCACCUACCACGUGAACGUGCACUCCGACACCCGGCCGUACUUCUGCAACAUCUGCAAGAAGAACCUGAGCGGAGCCCGGAUCUUCCGCAACCACAUGAAGAAACACGAGUCGCCAAACGCGCCGCCGCAGAGAGCAGGAGAGACGGACGGUGAGAUCUCAGCGGUCUGACGGCGUGAGCCUGAAGAGACGCCGAGAAAACCGCCUGUCUCUGUAAAGACAUUCCCAGCAGCCCAACAUGUGUGGACUGCUGGUUGCUAGGUAACCAGUGAGGACGCUUGAGACUGAACGCUGAGUUUCAUUCAGAACAUUUUUAGUUGCAGCACUAAAACAAAACAUUAGUUAGUAAUUUAAAUCUCACUGUGAUCCUGACAGUGAGACGACACUUCAGAUGGAUUUUGGUCUCAUAUCUGUGAAGGUUUUUUUAAUAUAUAUAUAUUUUUGGUGCUUAAAACACAGUUUGGUCAAAGAGAAAUGACAUCACUUCUUGUCUAUGUGAAGGUCAAAGGUCAGUGCCUUUCUCGAGGACUCUAUAUUAGGGAUGGGGAUCAAAACAGGGUUCUGUUGAGGACCCAGUUCUGUUUUUUUCAAAACCCAAAAUUCAAAAUUCAAUAACGUUUGAGCUAAUCGAUACUGCCGUCGAGUCCCUCGGUCCUGUGAGGGAGCGCACAUUUCGAGUCGAGAAGUCAUUUAAAUCCAGUCUCUGGUCCGCAUAUAUCGACUGUACAUCAAAUUAAAACUAGAUUUUAUUGUAUUUUAUUUUAUUUAAAAGCACAGCACACAUUAAUCAACAUUUCUGUAAAUGUACUGGUGUUUGCCAUCAGGCUCAUUUUUAACUGUAGUCCACAAGAUGUUUCAAAACCUUUAAAACGAUAAAUGCAGAAUCUUCGACUGUCUUCGGGUUGAAAACAAAAAACUCAACUCUGUCAGCUGCUGCUGCAGAACCGCCGGCACGGUCGUCAUCGUAGCAGCAGCCAAAGCAAACCCAAACUUUGUAGCAAGCCCCCGCAGGUCAAAAACACAGUGUUGAAAUCCGAGUAAAAGUCGGCAGGAUGGGAGGUAGGAACGAGGUCGCAUUAGUUUCACUGUGAUGUGUUAAAGGUCGGCUCGGUAAAAUGAAAAAUCAGUAAAAAUAUUGUUUUUAUUGAUAAUACAGGGUUUUUGGGCUGAAAAUUUUGUUUUUCCAGCAAUAUAAAAGAAACAUUGAUUCAUUCGACUUUACACCAGAUAAUAGAAAAGUAUCAAUAGUGAUAUUGAUAAAACUGGGAUCGUUAAAGAGUCUCGAUAAUGGUAUCGAUAUCGAUAAAAUGUAACGAUCCCCAUCCCUACUUCAUGCAGUACGGUCCAUUAUUAAUCCAAAGACAGUUUGUCGGAGCGCCGAGGCCGUUCUGCUGCGACGGAGCGUCAGUGUGUCAUUACACAAACGGGAAUCAACGCAUCACUUAUUUAUUUAGAGUAGAAAUCAGCGGAGACUCUGCUGUUGUUGUAUUCCUUCAGAUCAAUAAAGUGACUGAGACUGAAAAUGAAGAAAAAUAAAGUGUUUAAAUGUCUUUGGUUUGUCUUUGUUUUACUUCAGAGGGAGGUGUCGGGGGAGUGGCUGAAGUUUAAAUUAUUUAAUUUUUGUGUGAAGUCUGGCGUCUAUGUUUUCUGAGGACGUCUUUAUCUAAUUUCGUCCAUGUUUUCAAUACAGUACGGUGGCCCUUAGGGUCAAAAUACAUGAUUUCACAAAACACAACUUUUCAACAAACACAAUUCAUAAAACAACACAAUUUCACGAC